AACUCCUUACUCCUUUGUCUUCUCAUUUUCUCCACUGAAGAAACUGACACUUUGGCUUUUUCUUCUCCGUCGUUCGCUCACUCGAAAGACCUCUAAGAUUCGGAACGCUAAGUCUGAAACCCUAGAAUUUAGUUCCGGUGAACGCCUGGGAGCAUACAAUGGCAAUUGUUUCCAGGGUAGGCCCAUUGUAUUGUAUUCAAGCUGAUGUAACUCAGGGUAGAAUGGUACAGCAUGUAGCUGAUGGCAGGGCAAACAAUGUAGAGGCAUCUCCAAUGAAAGAAAAAUCUGUUAGUCUCUCUUGCUUCUCAAGUAUUUCUGCCAAGACAUCGCGGGUUUUCCCUAUAGAGACUGUGGGUGUGGUAAGAAAAAGAGGGCAGAGAGUAAUCGUGGCAGCUAGUCCUCCCACAGAGGAUGCUGUGAUUUCUACAGAGCCACUCACAAAAGAGGAUCUUGUUGGAUACCUUGCCUCUGGAUGUAAGCCGAAGGAGAAUUGGAGGAUAGGUACAGAACAUGAGAAGUUUGGUUUUGAGUUUCAAACUUUACGUCCUAUGAGAUAUGAACAAAUAGCAGAAUUACUCAAUGGUAUUGCCGAGAGAUUCGAUUGGGAUAAAAUAAUUGAAGAGGACAACAUUAUAGGACUCAAACAGGGGAAGCAAAGCAUAUCACUGGAGCCUGGAGGCCAGUUUGAGCUUAGUGGUGCACCUCUUGAGACUUUGCAUCAAACUUGUGCUGAGGUCAAUUCACAUCUUUAUCAGGUUAAAGCUGUUGCAGAGGAAAUGGGCAUUGGAUUCUUAGGCAUUGGUUUCCAGCCAAAAUGGGGACUUAAAGACAUACCUGUCAUGCCCAAGGGAAGAUAUGAAAUUAUGAGGAAUUACAUGCCUAAAGUUGGCUCACUGGGACUUGAUAUGAUGUUCAGAACAUGCACUGUUCAGGUUAAUCUGGACUUCAGUUCAGAAGCUGACAUGAUCAGGAAAUUCCGUGCUGGUCUUGCUUUGCAGCCUAUUGCAACAGCUCUAUUUGCAAAUUCACCUUUUACCGAAGGGAAGCCAAAUGGUUUUCUCAGCAUGAGAAGCCAUAUUUGGACUGAUACUGACAAGAACCGUACUGGCAUGCUUCCCUUUGUUUUUGAUGACUCCUUUGGGUUUGAGCAGUAUGUUGACUAUGCUCUUGAUGUUCCAAUGUAUUUUGUUUAUCGGAAAAAGAAGUAUAUUGACUGCACUGGGAUGUCAUUCCGGGACUUCAUGUCUGGAAAACUUCCAUGCAUUCCUGGUGAAUUACCAACCCUCAAUGAUUGGGAAAAUCAUUUGACUACAAUAUUUCCAGAGGUCAGGCUAAAGAGGUACUUGGAGAUGAGGGGUGCUGAUGGAGGGCCUUGGAGGAGGUUAUGUGCUUUACCUGCAUUUUGGGUUGGUUUGCUAUAUGAUGAUGUCUCACUGCAAAAUGUUCUAGACAUAACAGCUGAUUGGACUUCUGAAGAAAGACAAAUGUUGAGAAAUAAGGUUCCAAAGACUGGUCUAAAGACAUCAUUUCGUGAUGGACUGUUGAAGCAUGUAGCUGAAGAUGUUUUGAAGUUGGCAAAGGAUGGCUUGGAAAGAAGGGGCUUUAAGGAAUCAGGGUUCUUAAAUGAGGUGGCAGAGGUGGUUAGAACAGGUGUAACACCGGCUGAGAAACUUUUGGAAUUGUACCAUGGGAAGUGGGGACAAUCAGUAGAUCCUGUUUUUGAGGAGCUACUCUACUGAACUGAAUCAGAUUCUUCUGCACUAUGUUCCCCUUCUCUGUAAUACACUGUCCACUUCUGGGCGUGAUCUUUUGUUUGUGUAUUCAAUGUUUCUAAUUUGCAGUCAAAAAAUAAACUGUGAUUAUAAAUCCUUGGUAUGGAGGAUUUUUAUGUAAUCCAUCAUGGAAUUCAGAAAGCAUUUGUUCAAGUCAUGACACUUCAUAUGAACUCUUGGAAGUAGUUCUUCUUUGGUCCUAGUAAAAAAUUGCGUUGGUUAUUGUGACAAUAACCCUUUUUCUUGUAAGCAAAGAUUUGUGGCCGUCGCAUGGCAUUGAUGAGAUUAGUUUGGACUUCUUGCAAGAUGGGAUGUGCAUUGAGGCAGCAAAUGCUAUCCAGUUCCAGUCAAUAAUCCUGAUGGGUACAUACAUGCAGGUACUUUAUUUGCUUGCAACAAUGAUGAAUGGUUAAUUGUCUAUUUUGAUGCUUUAGUUCUAAAAAUUGUAAAUUUUGAUGCUGGAACCUGGGUGUCUAAAGCACU
Molecule: messenger RNA, 2255 nt
Organism: Rubroshorea leprosula
Lineage: Eukaryota; Viridiplantae; Streptophyta; Magnoliopsida; Malvales; Dipterocarpaceae
Source: the annotation of a GenBank genome assembly